Messenger RNA from Nicotiana attenuata, 1877 nucleotides. RefSeq lists its product as uncharacterized. The record is from RefSeq and is a predicted model, not a curated record. The transcript is spliced from 9 exons. NCBI's taxonomy places the organism in Eukaryota, Viridiplantae, Streptophyta, Magnoliopsida, Solanales, Solanaceae. Bases 155 to 1171 code for a protein of 338 amino acids.
AGCAAAAUGAAAACAAAAGUAAAAGAGACAAAAACAAGGAGAGAACAUCGUGGAGCAAACGUCGUGUGCAUAGCUUACGAAUAUUUCCUCCAUUCCAAACCCUUGGAGAGGAUUUCUGUUCAAUUUCAGAAAUUUAGGGUUUGGAAUUCGGAAUAUGUCGGGGAGUAGCAGCCGGAGUGGCGGGCCGGACUUUCACCUCCCCGAUGAAAUACUUUCGGUCAUUCCGACAGACCCGUAUGACCAAUUGGAUGUAGCUCGGAAGAUCACCUCUAUGGCAAUCGCUUCUCGCGUUACAAAUCUGGAGUCUGAGAUGGGUAGGCUCCGUCAAAAGCUUCACGACAAGGAUCGCGUGAUCCUCGACCUCGAAGACAAGGUCUCUCAGCUCGAGCAGGCCUGCCACGCGGCCGAAUUGCGAUUGAACAUCACUCUCCAAGAUAAUGUGAAACUUUCCAAAGAGAGGGAUUCUCUGGCUUUGACUGCAAAGAAGCUUGGUCGCGAUUUAGCAAAGUUGGAGACCUUUAAGAGGCAAUUGGUGCAGUCUUUGAGUGAUGAUGACUCAUCUCAAGCUGAAACUGUUGAUAUUGGCACUUACGAUCAAUCUGUUCACAAGUCAUAUCCUGUAAUAGAGGAGGUGAAUGGCUACACAAUGCAUCAUUCUUUCAGUGGGUCUAUGGAUGGCAGAGGCAGUUACGAUGAUGCCUCAAAGCAAGCUGUGCAAAGAUUUUCCAUCCCUUACAUAACACCACGGCUUACUCCUACUGACACACCAAAAACAACUUCUGCUAGUGUAUCCCCCAGAAGAUUUUCUGCUGCUGUAUCUCCUCAGAGGACGUCUGGCAGCAGCACUCCAACAAACCCUCAAUUUCAAAGCCGAGGUUCAGUGUCAUCGUUCUAUCCUUCGAGUCAACAGUCCUCAGCAGCUAACUCUCCUCCAAGGGCACGUGCAAAACCAGCUCAAACUCCUCGAGUUGAUGGGAAGGAGUUCUUCCGUCACGCCAGGAGUCGUCUGUCUUAUGAGCAGUUCAGUGCAUUUCUAGCUAACAUAAAGGAAUUAAAUGCUCAAAAGCAAUCUCGCGAGGAAACUUUGAAAAAAGCAGAAGAGAUUUUCGGGACAGAUAACAAAGAUCUCUAUCUAUCAUUCCAAGGGAUGCUUAACCGCGGUGUUCGUUGAAAGUACGGAAAAUCUGGGGUAUAUAUGAUUUCCCAUAUUAUGGUAGCUCAAACUUUAACAGAGGUCUUAGCUUAGUGGCUGUUGUUUUGUGUGUCUAAAGUUGACCGGUGGGCAUGUGGAACUCGUGGAGCUGUGCUCUAACUUGAGGUACAGAUCGUCAAUCAUCAACUGAGAAAUCUUUCGAGCUUUAAACCUUCUGGAAGUACAAAGAAUUCGGAUUGUUGUAGAUUAUGCUAGACUAUGAGUCAAUGCUCUCAAGUUUGACUUCUCACUAGCUCAUGGGUGCAUGCUGUAAAUUAUUCCCGUUUUUGUUUUUCUCCUCCACUUAAGUUUUUUCAUUUUAGAUUUUUACCAUCACGUGUGGUGAGAGGAUUGAGUGGUGCCAGCAGAUGGUUGAAUCAAUAUUGAGGUGGGUUUCCUUGCGUUGAUCCUCUUUCUUUCAUUUGCACAUGGAUAGAAGAAACGUAUCUGCAGUAUUGACACAACUGAAAUCAUGCGGUCAUUAAUAUGUAAAUUGGAGGGUACUAUUGAUUUUUAGCAUUCAGAACUAGCAGUCAAAACUCUGAUGUUGUAGUUGUAUCUACUCUACGAAUUUAAUUCCACACUCUGUUUGGAAGUAUGUAAUUGAAUUGCAGGAAUGUAUGGUCAUAUCUUUGAACCUUGUAUCGUACAUUGGUAUUUCUCAAAUUUGUGUUUUUCUCUUGUU